AUGUAUGAUCACAUCCUCUUCCCUGGCUUGAAUUUUCUCCUGAACGAAAGCAUCGUCAUUAAUCAAGAAGAAGCCUUAUCAGAUCUUGAAAAUUUUGUUCGUAUAGAAAACGGAGAAGGAGUAUUUUCUACGGUAAUGGGUGGACUAGAGGCCUUGGCGUUCCUGAAGACCAACGUUUCCAAUGACUCAGAAUCCUCAUUACCAGACAUAGAACUCCUGCUCUUCAGUGGUGGUAUAUCAAACGACAAAGGACUAAUAUUCAAGAAAAUGUUCAGCAUCUCAGACGAAAUUUAUGAGAGAAUUUGGAGACCACUGGAAAACAAGAACGUUCUGCAGAUAUUUCCGAUACUGUUGCAUCCAAAAUCAGUCGGGCAUUUGAAACUGAAGUCCAAGAAUCCGUUCCACUGGCCAAAAUUCUUCAUGCAUUUCCUCUCGGAUGAAGGAGAUCAAGACAUACGCACGCUCUUGAGCGGUAUCAGGGAAGCUCAGAAAAUAAUUGAGAGUCCGUCGCUGAGGAGAUAUGGAGCAACGUUGGUCAGAACUCCUAUCCCACGCUGCGCACCCCUGGAAUUCGACUCCGACGACUACUGGACCUGCGCAAUCAGGCACCUCUCUGCCACGCUGGGCGACCAAACGAGCACCUGCAAAAUGGGGCCCAACAACGAUCCAGAAGCCGUGGUGGACCCCCGACUGCGUGUGUACGGCACGACGAAUUUGCGGGUGGCCGAUGCGAGCGUUUUUCCAGCCCCAAUCGCUGCCCACAACGCCGGCCCUGCAUACAUGAUAGGAGAAAAGGCGGCGGACAUGAUCAAGGAAGAGCACAAAAAUGAGAUCUUGAGUCGCAAAGAUAUUCGCUAG
This is a messenger RNA of Phaedon cochleariae (mustard beetle), 858 nucleotides long. NCBI's taxonomy places the organism in Eukaryota, Metazoa, Arthropoda, Insecta, Coleoptera, Chrysomelidae. The record is from the annotation of a GenBank genome assembly.